Fukomys damarensis (Damara mole-rat) is the source of this 3929-nucleotide messenger RNA. It is a transcript of the gene Pde4a, whose product is annotated as phosphodiesterase 4A. The transcript has 14 exons. Lineage: Eukaryota; Metazoa; Chordata; Mammalia; Rodentia; Bathyergidae. The record is from RefSeq and is a predicted model, not a curated record. Gene Ontology annotation, biological process: signal transduction. Gene Ontology annotation, cellular component: nucleus; perinuclear region of cytoplasm; cytosol. Gene Ontology annotation, molecular function: 3',5'-cyclic-AMP phosphodiesterase activity. The coding region runs from base 7 to 2202 and encodes 731 amino acids.
GCUCCCAUGCGCCCCAGCGCUGCACCCCGGGUCCGGCCCCGGCCCCCUGCCUUGGUCCUGACCCCGGGACCAGAGUCCCCGACCUUCUUCAGCGGUGAGGACUCUCGUCGACACCGGCCGGGCAGAUCUGUCAGCUUCGAGGCGGAAAAUGGGCCGACGCCGUCCCCCGGCCGCAGCCCCCUGGACUCGCAGGCGAGCCCAGGCCUUGUGCUGCACGCUGGGGCGGCCACCAGCCAGCGCCGGGAGUCCUUUCUCUACCGCUCCGACAGCGACUAUGACAUGUCACCCAAGACCAUGUCCCGCAACUCAUCGGUCGCCAGUGAGGCGCACGCAGAGGACCUCAUUGUAACGCCCUUUGCCCAGGUGCUGGCCAGUCUCCGCAGCGUCCGAAGCAACUUCUCACUCCUGACCAAUGUGCCCAUUCCUAGCCACAAGCGAUCCCCGCUGGGAGGCCCCAGCCCAGUCUGCAAGGCCACACUGUCAGAGGAGACAUGUCAGCAGCUGGCCCGGGAAACUUUGGAGGAGCUGGACUGGUGCCUGGAGCAGCUGGAGACCAUGCAGACCUACCGCUCAGUCAGCGAGAUGGCGUCGCAUAAGUUCAAAAGGAUGCUGAACCGCGAGCUCACACACCUGUCAGAAAUGAGCAGGUCGGGGAACCAGGUCUCAGAGUACAUUUCCACGACAUUCCUGGACAAACAGAAUGAAGUGGAGAUCCCGUCACCCACGAUGAAAGACCGAGAGCCGCAGGAAGCACCGCGACAGAGACCUUCCCAGCAGCUCCCACCCCCCGUGCCGCACCUGCAUCCCAUGUCACAGAUCACGGGGGUGAAGAGGCUGUCACACAGCAGCAGCAGCCUGAACAACGCCAGCAUCCCCCGCUUCGGGGUGAAGACGGAUCAGGAGGACCUCCUGGCCCAAGAACUGAAGAAUUUAAGCAAGUGGGGCCUGAACAUCUUUUGCGUGUCCGAUUAUGCCGGGGGCCGCUCGCUGAGCUGUAUCAUGUACACGAUUUUUCAGGAACGGGACCUGUUGAAGAAAUUCCGCAUCCCUGUGGACGCGAUGGUGACGUACAUGCUGACGCUGGAAGACCACUACCACGCCGACGUGGCCUACCACAACAGCCUGCACGCCGCCGACGUGCUGCAGUCCACGCACGUGCUGCUGGCCACGCCGGCCCUGGACGCGGUGUUCACAGACCUAGAGAUUCUCGCGGCCCUCUUCGCAGCUGCCAUCCACGAUGUGGACCACCCUGGGGUCUCGAACCAGUUCCUCAUCAACACAAGUGAGCCGUCCUCUUCCGGGCACAUGACCCUCCUAGCUGACCUGAAGACCAUGGUGGAAACUAAGAAAGUGACGAGCUCCGGAGUUCUUUUGCUGGACAACUACUCCGACCGCAUUCAGGUCCUUCGGAACAUGGUGCACUGUGCAGACCUCAGCAACCCCACCAAGCCGCUAGAGCUGUACCGCCAGUGGACGGAUCGGAUCAUGGCCGAGUUCUUCCAGCAGGGCGACCGCGAACGUGAGCGGGGCAUGGAAAUCAGUCCCAUGUGUGACAAGCACACAGCCUCGGUGGAAAAGUCGCAGGUGGGUUUCAUCGACUACAUCGUGCACCCGCUGUGGGAGACGUGGGCGGACCUGGUGCACCCAGACGCGCAGGACAUCUUGGACACGCUGGAGGACAACAGGGACUGGUACUACAGCGCCAUCCGGCAGAGCCCAUCGCCGCCCCCGGAGGAGGAGCCCCGCGGGCCUGGCCACCCCGCCCCACCCGAUAAGUUCCAAUUUGAGCUGACGCUGGAGGAGGAAGAGGAGGAGGAGGAGGAGGAAGAGGAGGAGGAGAAGGAGGCAUCCCCAGCCCAGGAUUUGUUGGAAGCUCAGGGCUCAUCCAGGGCUGAGGAGCCAGUGAAGUUCAAGGGCCAGGAGGCUGAGACAGGGCAGUCGCCACUGGGUUUGGGCUUGGCGCAGGAGUCCAUGGACGCCGGGAGCUGCGAUCUGUCCCUCCUGCCUGCCUUGAGGACCCGUUUCACGCCAGAGGACUCCCCGGGCCUUCCGGGCCUCCCCUCCAUGGCGGCCGAGGUGGGGGCCCAAAGAGAUCAUCAGGCCGCCAAGAGGGCUUGCUGCGCGUGUGCGGGGACGCAAGGGGAGGACCCAGUCUUCCUCCCGGCUCCGGGCGGGUGGGAGUCAGGCGGGGACCCUCCCUGAGCAGCCACAGCCCGGUCACCCCGAUGCCCGCGUCCCCCACUCCCUACCGACCACCUCUUCCGCUGCCUCGAAGACUCUUGGCCCUCUUGAGAAAAAAGAAAACAGAAAAGUGGGGGGUUUUCUCUUUUCUUUUUUUCCCCUUUCCCCCCACCCAUGGGGCCUUUUUUUUGAGGUGGGGGCCGGGGAGCAAGGGGUCGAGGUCCCAGAACGGAUUUUAUUUUUUGAAUUUUAAUUGUAACAUUUUUAGAAAAAAGAACAAAAAUCAGAAAAAAAAAAAAAAAGGAUGAAACACAGCAACUGUAGAUGCCCCCCACGCCACUCCUGGUUCCCCAUUUUACACCUCCAAACCCCUCUCCUCCCUCCACACCCCCCAGGUCUCAGCCUUCGUCUUCCGGCCACUGGGCUUCCUCUUUUGGACCCAAACCCGGAUGGGGGGCCUCGUUGCCGGCUUUCCUUCUGAGGUUUGGGGGGGCUCGAGCACCCAGCCGGAGUAGCCAUCUGGGCAGGGCCGGCGGGGCAGGGGGCCGCUGCGGAAGCCUCUCGCUCUCCCUCCCCACCAAGUCUCCGGCUUCAUUUUUGCACAAUCCUAGCCAUAUUCGGGGUCGGUGGAGCUGCUCUCUUGAUGCAGGGGGCCGGUGGUCGCCAGGCCUGAGAGCGGAGAGCGGGCCCUGAUGCCCUCUGCCCACCGCCUCCCUCCGCGCCCCCUCUGGGUUCACUUUGAAAUCUCCAGUUUGCAUUGGAGGAGGGGAGUUUCCCAUCGCGCAUGCGCGCACGAACACCCCGGCCCUCCUUCCCGCUGCUUUUCCUCUUGUUUCUGCCUUAAAGAUCCUGUGGCCAGAGGAGACGGGGCCGCGCUGGCUCCCACCUGCACCCAGAGUCCCCACCCCUGGCGGCCACGCACCCCACAGUGUCCUCCUGAACCCCCUCUCCGACUCCCACCUCGCCGCCACCUCUUUGCCCUGAAAGGAAGCAAUAACGGUGUAUGCCCACAUCCCCCACCCUGGGCACCCCUUUCCCCCGUCCCCUGUCCCCAGCUAGUCCCUGAGCAAUAUGACGGACAGAUGAAGGCCAUCUUCUCCAAGCCAUGGGGGACCGCAGGGAAGGAAAGAACCCCCUCUCCCCCGUCCCUGUGCCCCUCAGUCUGGCUCUGCAGCCCGGCCGGGCGGAGGCUUAUCACGCGUCUCCUCCCCCCAACUCUGAGCACACAGUACUGUAGCCCCCACUUCUCCCCAGCCUGCCGUCUGUCUGUCCCCGUCCCCCUACUGCUGUACAGGGUUCAUUUUUGUAGCGAAAGUAGUUCCUGUCCCAGCCGAUGACUCCCGAAUGGGCCUUCUUUUCUUUUCUUUUCUUUUUUUUUUUCUUUUUGUACAUACUGUAAGGUCGGUUUGUAAAUUACUCUCCAGAGGCAAAAGGGAACAUACACUCGCCCUUCCCUGCUGACCCAGUUGGGAAGGGGAGAGGGGUCUCCAGUGGAGGCCCAAUCCCUGCUGUAUUAUACAAAUCACCACAUCCCCCAGAAGGGCGGACUCCUGGGGUGUAGGGCCAUGGUGACACCUCAGGCUCCCGGGCUGAGUAGAGCGGGCGCCCUGUGCCUUCCCCAGACGCCGGGGCACUGGCCAGGUGACCCCGCCUCACAAGGCCCGAGAGCUGCUGGUGUGUUCCCUCUCCAGCCAUCGAUGGUUAAGUUCUCCAGUCUUGUCACCAAUUAAACCGAGGCUUUCACCGAC